AUGGGCCUUCGACAACGUCUUGCCAGGCUUUUUCCCUUGCUCGCGUACCACCAUGUCCUCAUGGGUGUUUGUUCUGUGAUAAUUAUCCUCUUAUCUGUUCUCCUCGCGGGAUGCACAUCCUCCAACGGCAUGAGCAAUAUCUAUCUAGUGUCCCUCAAGUACAGGAAUGGUAGUAUUUCGACACCUAGCGACCCCGCGUUUAUAAACCCCGGCAUUGCAGAGAAGGUCUACAACAUUUCUCAGCCCCGCAACACCACGAUCCUGGAAGUACGGGCGGGAUACAUGGGUCUCUGCUUGACUCAGAGUGACGGCGCGCAGUUCUGUUCCAACAAUGCUGCAGCGUUGGCCAGCAUGGUCAAGGAUCAGGGAUACGGCAGUAAUGGCACUGCCGAUCCACUGAAUCUGAUUUGGAUUGCCAAGAACUUCAAGGAGACCAUUGUUUUUGACGGUUUGAUAUUCGUUGCCGUUGUCGCGACAUUCAUUUGUUUCCUCGCAUUAGGAACAUUCCCUGGAUGGCAUGAGGAAGUCGACGAGACCGGUUCAGAGCGCGAAGUCAAGCCCUUCCCUUCGCGACCAGUGUCGCAAGCUGCACUGGGUUUGAGUUCAUUGGGGUUCAUAUUCGCGUUGAUCUCAAUCCUCUGGCAGCAUAUUAAUAGCAGCGCUGCAGGCACCAUGGCCGAGAGUCUUACGUAUGGGGCCAUCCAGAGCCAUGUUGGAACGGCGGCAAUGAUUCUCGGGUGGGCGGCUGUGGCCUGCCUUGGGAUUGUUACUCUGGCCUUGCUGGUUAUGAUCAUGAGUAUUAGUCUUCUCCGUCGGUUGACGGAUGGGGAGUGA
Molecule: messenger RNA, 834 nt
Organism: Aspergillus pseudonomiae
Lineage: Eukaryota; Fungi; Ascomycota; Eurotiomycetes; Eurotiales; Aspergillaceae
Product: Fig1 domain-containing protein
Exons: 4
Coding region: 1-834 (277 amino acids)
Biological process (GO): conjugation with cellular fusion
Cellular component (GO): mating projection tip; membrane
Source: RefSeq, a predicted model, not a curated record